Molecule: messenger RNA, 1963 nt
Organism: Piliocolobus tephrosceles (Ugandan red Colobus)
Lineage: Eukaryota; Metazoa; Chordata; Mammalia; Primates; Cercopithecidae
Gene: FCER2
Product: Fc epsilon receptor II
Exons: 11
Coding region: 663-1628 (321 amino acids)
Source: RefSeq, a predicted model, not a curated record
UGGGACUCAAACUUGGGACAUUUGACCCAGGAGCCUAUUUGCUCAAUCAUCAAGAGACAGAAUCUCAUGGUGGGGUGUCUGCUGGUAAGUGUUGGCUGCCAGGAUCCCAACUCCAGGCCGUCCUUCUAACCCAAGAGGUCCUGCCUCUGCCUAGAGCCUUCCAUGGCUCCCCAGGGUCCUCUGUGAUCGGCCAUAGUGGUAUAAUGAUUCCAUGUGCAAUAACCCUGGUUCAAAUCUUGACGCUACCGCUCACCUCCUUCCGCCCUGUGGGAACUUGCUGCUUAACAGCUCUGGUUUUCACCCGAUUCUCUUACCUGAGAAAUGGAGAUAAUAGUAACACGGACUUCACCGGGGUGUGGGGAGCGCCAGGAGAGGCCAUGCGUGUAAUGUUAUCCGGGCGGCAAGCUUAUAUUUAGGUCUAUGAAAAUAGAAGCUGUCAGUGGCUCUACUUUCAGAAGAAAGUGUCUUUCUUCCUGCUUAAACCUCCGUCCCUGACGGUCCCUGCCAAUCUCUCUGGUCGACCCCAACACACUAGGAGGACAGACACAGGCUCCAAACUCCACUAAGUGAAUCCCGGCCAGAGCUGUGAUUGUGCCCGCUGAGUGGACUGCGUUGUCAGGGAGUGAGUACCCCAUCUUUGGGAGAAUCCAAGCAGGACUACCAUGGAGGAAGGUCAAUAUUCAGAGAUCGAGGAGCUUCCCAGGAAGCGGUGUUGCAGGCGCGGGACUCAGAUCGUGCUGCUGGGGCUGGUGACCGCUGUUCUGUGGGCCGGGCUGCUGACUCUCCUUCUCCUGUGGCACUGGGACACCACACAGACUGUAAAACAGCUGGAAGAGAGGGCUGCCCGGAACGUCUCUCAAGUUUCCAAGAACUUGGAAAGACACCACGGUGACCAGAUGGCGCAGAAAUCCCAGUCCACGCAGAUUUGGCAGGACCUGGAGGAACUUCGAGCUGAACAGCAGAGAUUGAAAUCUCAGGACUCGGAGCUGUCCUGGAACCUGAACGGGCUUCAAGCAGAUCUGAGCAGCUUCAAGUCCCAGGAAUUGAACGAGAGGAACGCAGCUUCAGAUUUGCUGGAAAGACUCCGGGAGGAGGUGAUGAAGCUACGGAUGGAGCUGCAGGUGUCCAAUGGCUUUGUGUGCAACACGUGCCCUGAAAUGUGGAUCAAUUUCCAACGGAAGUGCUACUACUUCGGCAAGGGCACCAAGCAGUGGCUCCACGCCCGGUACGCCUGUGAGGACAUGGAAGGGCAGCUGGUCAGCAUCCACAGCCCGGAGGAGCAGGACUUCCUGACCAAGCAUGCCAGCCGCACCGGCUCCUGGAUUGGCCUUCGGAACUUGAACCUGAAGGGGGAGUUUAUCUGGGUGGACGGGAGCCCCGUGGACUACAGCAACUGGGCUCCAGGGGAGCCCACCAGCCAGAGCCAGGGCAAGGACUGCGUGAUGAUGCGGGGCUCCAGCCACUGGAACAACGCCUUCUGUGACCGUAAGCUGGGCGCCUGGGUGUGCGACCGGCUGGCCACGUGUGUGCCGCCAGCCAGUGAAGGUUCCACAGAGUCCCUGGGACCCGAAUCAAGAUCGGGCCCUGACGGCCGCCUGCCCGCCCCCUCUGCCCCUCUCCACUCUUGAGCAUGGAUACAGCCAGGCCUAGAGCGAGACCCUGAAGACCCCCAGCCACGGCCUAAACGCCUGUUUGUGGCUGAAAGAUCCCCGUGACAUUUUCUGCCACCCAAACGGAGGCAGCUGAUACAUCUCUGGCUCCUCUGUGGCCCCUGCCUUCCCAGGAAUGUCCCCCAACAGUUUCCUCUCCACAUGGGAGUGCCCCCAAACACCACCCUCUCCAGAUGCAGCCCCAUGUCCUCAGCACCCCAGGACCUCAGUACCCCAGCUCAGGUGGCGAGUCCUCCUGUCCAGCCUGCAUCAAUAAAAUGGGGCAAUGAUGGCCCCCCACAUUUGUCUCCUUC